AUGCAAGAAGCCCGGAUCCGUGCCCAUGCUCCAGCGAGGACACGGCUAGAAAGGAAGUGGAGACCGCAACACUGCUCGGUGACCGUGGUUGGCUUUGGAAAUGUCUUCGGCUACCAAAUCGGGUUUUUCUUGCGGCAGGAUAUCGAAUUAGCAAGACUCCGGCGGAGGUUGCAGUUGACUAGUUUCACAAAUCGGUUUUUAAACGGUGUGUGCAUUCCGGUCGUAGAAUGGGUUACGGUAGUCCGGUAG
Messenger RNA from Nezara viridula (southern green stink bug), 249 nucleotides. Lineage: Eukaryota; Metazoa; Arthropoda; Insecta; Hemiptera; Pentatomidae. The record is from the annotation of a GenBank genome assembly.